This is a messenger RNA of Struthio camelus australis, 1086 nucleotides long. NCBI's taxonomy places the organism in Eukaryota, Metazoa, Chordata, Aves, Struthioniformes, Struthionidae. The record is from RefSeq and is a predicted model, not a curated record.
AUCUAGUCCAACCCUCCUGCUCGAGCAGGGUCACCUAGAGCAUGUUGUCCAGGACCCUCUGCUGUUCCACGGAAGCCUUUUCUACUUUGAUUUCCCUAGCAUCCUGCAGCAUCAGGACAGUUCAAUGAAGACAUGAUCCCAACGGUGGGCUUCAAUAUGAGGAAGAUCACCAAGGGGAACGUUACCAUAAAGCUCUGGGACAUUGGUGGCCAGCCUCGUUUUCGCAGCAUGUGGGAGCGAUACUGCCGUGGAGUGAGUGCCAUUGUGUACAUGGUGGAUGCUGCUGACCAGGAGAAGAUAGAGGCCUCAAAGAAUGAACUUCACAACCUGCUUGACAAGCCCCAGCUCCAGGGCAUCCCGGUCCUAGUCCUUGGGAACAAGCGAGACCUCCCUGGUGCUUUGGAUGAGAAGGAGCUCAUUGAGAAGAUGAACCUAUCUGCCAUCCAGGACCGAGAGAUUUGUUGCUACUCUAUUUCCUGCAAAGAAAAGGACAAUAUCGACAUCACCUUACAGUGGCUUAUUCAGCACUCGAAGUCUAGGAGAAGCUGAGAUCCUGCGGACCGCAGCUCAUAUUGGGAAGAUGCCAUUGUACAAGCCCAUGCCCCCUUCUUUCUCCUGCUCUGUCCCUUCAGCUCUCUCUCUAGAUGGGUAUUUUUAGGGGACCCCAGACUCCGCUCGUGUUGAGGUGGAGCCCUUGUUUUUAUUGUAAAGAAAACGUCCAACUCUGCCCUCCUCUCCUCUCCUCUCCUCUCUCUGUCUCUCCCUCCCGUUUUGGCACUGUUCUGUUCUUGUCUGUGUAUACAGUAUAUAUAUAUAUAUGUAUAUAUAUUUUAGUUUUUUAAUUUAAGCGAUAGCGCUGUUAUUAAACUGGGCCCUGUGAGCUGUAGGAAGGCUAUGGGCUCCCCAAGGCCGGCCGAGGGUCAGUGCUGUGAGGAAGAUGAGCAUGGUGGCAGAACGCAGCCCCUGGGGCAGUGGGCCAUGGCGGGCUGCAGACAGCUUUCCUGGUGCUCCCUCGCCUCUUCCCAGGAGGCCUUACCUGUGUUUUCAGGGCUCGGGCCUCCCUGGGGGGGGGGGGGGGGGGGGGGG